AUGCACCCGCAGUCGUCGCGGUAUAGUUCGUUAGCCCGUCCGUCGGAGCCAAUACGAGGCAGCGCGGUUCCAGCGGUACCGCAGUCCCUAGCGAAAGCGCCGCGGCCGUCGCAUUCCGCCAGGCGGAGCGUAUUCCCGGCGUUGACCCGUCGACGGCUCACUACCAGAAGAACGCCAGCUAGCAGCACCAGGCUCCAGGUGGUCGCUGUCGGUUCCGCCGUCUCCGCCGACGUCGCAAACGGCGCUGUCCGCGACGCGCAACCGAGGAGCGCGUUACCCGCGUCGGCGUGGGCGGCGGUGACGGAUGAGGUGGCGGUGGGGUCGCUGGCCGUCAGCAGCAGCGCCGCCGCCGUGGCUGCGCUCGCGAGGGACGCGCGCAUCACCGCCGUUGUCGUUCUCGAGGAGGAGGGGAGCUAUGGCGCGCGGGGCACGGGGUGGGAGGAGGAGAAGCGGGCGCUGCAGGACGCGGGGCUGGUGGCCGUGUGGGUGCCCAUUCGCGAAACCGACUCCGCGGAGCAGGCAGCCAUGCUACCGCAGGCAGUGCGCGUGGUGGCAGCCCUGGCCGCCAUGGGCCACAGGGUGCUGCUGCGCUGCCCCUCAGCUGCCCGCCUCUCCCCCCUCAUCGCCCUCGGGUAUCUGGUGCUGGCCAAGGGCAUGCCAGUGAGCGCAGCACUGGCGGUGGUGAAGGAGAGCAAGCCCAACGCCGACCCGCCUGUCAACGUGCUCAUGGAGGCGCGCGAGAGGCUGCUUGCGGGAAUGACGUCGCGGGUGAUAACGAUCGCCGAGGCCAUCUACCACACGCGGUGCACCACGGGGCAGCACGGCGACUCCCAGUCCGACUGGGCCCAAGCGCAAGAGCAGUGCUCGCGGGAGCUCUUUGACAAGUGGCUCCUCGCUGACGUCAGCUUUGCCCGCUCUGUUGCUCAGUCUGCGGAGCACCAAGUGAGGAGCAAGGCACAAGAGGCGGAUGUAGCAGCAGCAGCAUUGGCGGAGCGAGCAGCAGAGGAGGAGCAGGGCGAGCGUGCGGCAGACCCCCUGAAGGGCCUUUUUGACCCGGCUUCCUGGUUACCGAAGCCAGAUCCAGACCAGCGCAGCAACGGCGCCAGCAACGCCAGUGACAGCAGCAGCAGCAGCAGCAGCAGCAUCAGCGGUGAUUCAAGCAACGGUGGCAGCAGUGCCAUAAGCAACGGUUAUGAUGUUACCACGGGCACGGAACUUCCCUCUCUCGCGCCGGAUGCCCCUCCUGAGCUCCAGGAAGCGAAUGCCAGGGUGGAAUCCCUCUCCGCCCAGCUGGCGGAGGCACGUGAGUGGCUUGCUGAGCUGGAGGCGUCCAGCAGCCAGGUCCUCGCUGACGUGGCGUCACGGACGGCUGAGAUCGAAGCGCUGAAACGCAGAGAGGCCCUCUGGGAGGAGGAGUUAGAGGCAGCUAAGGUGAAAGAGACAGCCAUGCGGGAGCAGCUGAGAGUGAAGCAGACAGGGGGAGUGCAGCAAGUGCGCGUGUUGGGAGAGGUGGAGGAGGAAAUUUCAGCUCUGAAAUUGAAGGUGGCAGAGGGAGAGGAGAGGAACGCUGAGGUGGAGAAGGAAAUUGGGGAGCUUCGGGCACAGGUUGACGAGGCAAAGGGGCAGCUUAGGAAUGAACGAGCAGUGGCAGAGGAGGCAGAGGAGAGAGUAGCAGCGGCGAACGAGAAAGUGCGGGAGGAGGUUGAGCGGGCAGCACGGGCGCGGGCGGCGGCGUGGACGGCAGCGCAGGAGCGGAGGGCAGUGGUGCAGGAGCUGGCGGUGGUGCGGACGGGGCGGAAGGAGGCGGCGGCGAGGGCGGCAGCGGAGAGAAUAGAGGAGCUGCAGGUGCAGGCGGGGCUGCUGGCAGAGCGCGUGAAGCAGGCUGAGGUGGUUAGCACCGAGGCUGACAGCCGUGCCGGGGCGUUGGAGGCACAGAUGGCAGUGCUGGUGUCACGCACGGCAGCAGCACAGCAGAGAGCGAGUGCAGCAGCGGCGCGAGUGACCUUCCUGAGUGGGCGCUUCAACUCGCUUGAGAUGACGGCUGCUGAGGCCGCUCGCAGGGCGGAGCGGGUGGAGAGCGAGGUGGUUCACCUGCGGGGGCGGGACGCCGACGCUGCUGCUGCUGUUGCUGCCAAUGCUGAGGCUAUCAGCCGCUUGUCGCUGGAGGCAAUGCAUCUCAAGGACAGCGAGGCGGCCCAAGCCCAGCGGGAAGCAGCCCUGUCAGUGCACCUGCCGGCGGCACAGCAGCAGGGCGAGGAGCUGCGGGCGCAGGCCGCCGCCUUCUCCGUCCAGCUGGCAGCCAUGGCGCGCCACGUCACCCGGCUCAAAGCUGAGCUGGAUUGGGUGGACGCGCACGGGCGGCGGCGCGAGGCCCUCUCAGCACUUUCGGAGGAGCAUGGCACAGACGGAGAAGAAGCAGGGCGGAGCUGGAGCCUCUCUUUGGAUACGGACGCCUCUUCCCUCGCCACUCUCAGCCCUCUGGGCCCUCUCAAUCCCCUCGCGGCGCUGGCGCCACUGGCAGCGGUGGCGGAUGCGGCACAGAGCGUGGCGAGUUCAGUGGGGGUGGAGGUGGGAGGUGGAGGGGGCGGGGGUGCGGAGGGGAAUGAGGAGUGGGUGCGGCGGGAGGUGGGCGUGCAGGGCGCAGCGGUGGCAGCGGAGGGUGAGCUGGAGGGGCAGAUGGAGGGCGUGGAGGACCCUCUGGAGCUGCUCAAGGUGUUAAUGGACCGGGUGUCGGAGGAGGCAUCAGCCAUCACGCAGCGCAGCGCGCACCUGGUGUCGGAGGCGCAGCAGCUGAGGGAGGAGCUGGACGCACAGCUGGCAGAGCAGGACGCCGCCUGCCAGGUGGACGGGCGCCCGCUGAGGGAGGUGGUGGCGGGGGUGGAGCAGCAGGCGCAGCAGCAGCAGGAGGAGCUGCUGCAGCAGGCGGGCGCGCUGCAGUGGGCGCUGGGGGGGUCCCUGGCGCUGGCUGUGGUGGCGCCGCUGGCCAUUUACAACAGCUACUUCUCUGAGACUGCCCGAUCCAACCAGAUCAACACGCUCUCUGCACAGCUGGAUGCAGCCACACAGGCCAGCAGGGCACUGGAGCAGGUAGCAGGGGAGACCGAGGCAGAGAGCGUAGAGGCAAUGGAGAGGUUACACGCCAUGGAAGCAGAGGUGGAGGCCCAGCGCGCCGCCGUUACGCGGUUACAAUCGCUCGUGCCCCUCGUGGCUCCCUCGGUGGAGUCUGACGAGGCUGCCCGGUUCUGCCAGAACGUGCCGCAGGAGUUCCAGUCACCGAUCACGGAGCAGAUUUGUGACGGGCUGAGGCAGAGUGGCAGGGUGGAGGCCAAGAGGGUUGAUGGUCCGUCGGGUGGCAGUGGGGCGGCACAAGGAGGGCGGUUUGGGUUCAACAACCCUUUCAAUCUUGGCUGGAAGCGGUGGUGA
Molecule: messenger RNA, 3423 nt
Organism: Closterium sp. NIES-65
Lineage: Eukaryota; Viridiplantae; Streptophyta; Zygnematophyceae; Desmidiales; Closteriaceae
Source: the annotation of a GenBank genome assembly